Messenger RNA from Drosophila persimilis, 885 nucleotides. Its product is annotated as protein late bloomer. The transcript is spliced from 4 exons. Bases 43 to 807 code for a protein of 254 amino acids. NCBI's taxonomy places the organism in Eukaryota, Metazoa, Arthropoda, Insecta, Diptera, Drosophilidae. The record is from RefSeq and is a predicted model, not a curated record. Gene Ontology annotation, cellular component: membrane.
CUUAAAUUCGGCGCAUCUGCUCGAGAUUCCAGCAUUCUCGCCAUGAACCGCUGCUACAACACAAUCAAGCUUUCGGGCCUGCUCGGAAAUCUGCUCUAUAUGCUGCUGGGCAUUGGUGUUAUGUGCGGGGCAGGACUGGGCCUCCAGGCAGCAGAGCCCAAUACGCCGGAGCACACGUACUUCGUAAAAAGCUUGGUUCUUGGGGGAACAAUCUGCAUGAUCGUAAUGUUCGGCUGCUACGGCCUGAUCUGCAAUCUCUUGUGUGUCAAUUUAAUCUUCACACUGUUUAUACUGAUUUGCCUGGGUGCGGAGUACCUGCAGCUGCAUCACUACAACAAUCCGUCGCAUAUAGCUACCGACAGUGCCUGGCACCAGCUGGAGCUGGCCUGGCAUGGCCUGGACAGUCGACCGGAGCUAAUGCAUCAGUACGAGGCCACACAGCAUUGCUGCGGCUACAACAAUUCAGACGACUACAGGCAGUUGCAUUUGCUGGUACCCGCGAGCUGUUAUCAGGCCACUUCCAAUGACACCUACCAGCAGAAGCAUGUCUAUCCGCGCGGCUGCCUGGAGACUUUGAGCAACAGCCAGCGCUAUAUACAGCAUCGCGAUAAGCUCUUCAUGUGGUCCAUCGUUGGCCUUGAGAUCUUUAUUCUGCUGCAGACAACCGCCCUGAGUGUCGUGCUCUUCAAGCUGCGCCAGCGACAGCGUCUCGCCCGUCGCCAAGUGCCGCCUGGUGUUAGACGAGAGCCGCGCUCCAACCAUGUAACCGGCUCACGGGCACAGCUGCUGAAUGAUGCCGAUGUCUGAUGUUAGAUUUUAUCAAAUGUUUCGUUCAUUAUGUUUUAUUAUGUGACUAUGUUGCAAAUGCUUCUGUGCGAGUAUGAA